Molecule: messenger RNA, 1003 nt
Organism: Rhagoletis pomonella (apple maggot)
Lineage: Eukaryota; Metazoa; Arthropoda; Insecta; Diptera; Tephritidae
Gene: crim
Exons: 3
Coding region: 115-615 (166 amino acids)
Biological process (GO): regulation of synaptic transmission, cholinergic; sleep; positive regulation of voltage-gated potassium channel activity
Source: RefSeq, a predicted model, not a curated record
UGGGCGUUGUUGAAUUGUUUCAUUUUUGUUUUCUUUUCUGACAGAAUUAUAAUUUUUAAUUCCUAGUUAUUUACAAGUUUAAAAACAUUUGUUUUUUGUGGAGCAAUACUUAGAAUGUCAGUUUAUACACUGAUCGUUUUAGCACUUCUAGCCGUGCGUGAAGGUUCAGCAAUAUGGUGCUAUCGUUGCACAUCGGCCACUCCAGGUUGUGCAGAGAAAUUCAACUGGCGUGGUAUAGGAUUUCUUGGUGAACAAUGUCCUGAAAGCAAUGAUAUAUGCGUUAAAGUAAUUGAGAAGCGUGGAGCACAAGAGACAAUAACGCGUGACUGCCUGAGUGCCUUAAGUUUUCGUACGGACAUACCUGCUGAUAAAUACGAAGGAUGCCGACCAGCUGCCCAGGAUGUACGUUUAGCACACUACGUCAAUCACACAGUAAAGGAGCAUGAUGUUAAGCGUGAUUACUUUAGUGAUGUCACAUUCUGCUUCUGUUUCCUUGAUCAUCGUUGCAACGGCGCUGAAACAUCGGUGACCAGUUCAAUAGCUCUUUUGGUAAGCGGCAGCAUAGUGUUGCUGUUGGCACGAAAAUUGAUGUCCGAAAUGAAUUCAAUGAGUUGAAAAUCUGGUUUAGUAGCGUAAAAAUGUCUAAGUACGAUAUGAAAUAGUUUACCAGAAGUGCCUUUGCGAACUAGUUGCAGUUUCAAGAAAGUAACUGCCCAAAUAUUCCAUAGAGCAGAAUUUUAAAAUUUAUAUUUGAAAAAUAUAAUAAUCGAAUAAUUAAGCAAAUCGAAAUAUUUACUGUAACACAUUCCGACCAAGUGCAAAUUUUACAUUUUAGAGGUGUUUUAUAUUGACUCGAAUAAUACAUACAUAUGUAGUUAAGCUUAAAAUAUAUGUACAUAUAUGCAAGUCUCGUAGCCGUCCAAUUGAAUUAAAUGAAUGUAUAAUUUCGUAAAUGUAUUUAUUAAGCGAAAGUGUGCCCAAUCGAAUAAAAAAAUUAUAUAAA